GCGGUGAGGGGUGGGGGGGAGGCCGCGGGGCCUUGGCUUUGGGGGCGGCCCGGCAGGGUCUCUUCCUCUAGCAGCGUGGCUCACCAACCUCCCCAAAGCUGAAAAAUCCGGCGUCGCUCUGGUGCCUGCCGGCGAGCCGCUCCCCCGUCCCUUGAGGAGCGCCCUCGCCUUCGCCGGGUAGGCUCGUUAAAGCUUUGGGAGGCAGCCCCAAGGCCGCGGGACCUCCUCCUGGUGGCCUGUUUUCUCUGUCCUCGUCGAGGAAACGUGAGCGUUAAUCUUUUCGGUAGUCCUGGAAUUGCGUUUCCUCUGCGAAGGUGAGUUUGACUCAUCGCAGUUUUGCUGUCCGGGGAGAGGAAGCAGCCGCAGUCAGCAAAAGGUGGUGUCCAUUUCCCCUUUCCGCUGGCGCGAAGGAACAGGCAUUACCCUGGUUUGCACUGUUGUACUUGAAGUCAUACUUCUUCUAAAACAGCCCUUUCGUUUAGGGUCAGCUAAGAGCGGUGCGUGCUAGCGGUGGUUUGGCGCUUAGUUGGCUUUAGGCUUCUGAUAGCUGUGUUGUUUCCUGGUAAAUGCCAAGCACACUCAGAACUGGGAAGAAAAGAGUAAUACACUGCAAGCUGGCUAAAGAGCCUAAGCCUUUCUGCUAAUUGCCUGACUCUGUCAAGCAGAAACUCAUGGAAAAAUGAGUUUUACUUAAAUGCAAGAGAUGGUCAUAUAUUUCUAACAGCCAAGCUUGGUUUCUAGGUAUUCAUCUUAAUGCUUGAUAUAGUUGUAUUCAAAAUUGGAGCCUAUAAAGAAUGACUGGCUGACUUCCGUUCAAAGUUGUGUUGGAAAGAAAAAAUGUGACCUCAUGGGUAUUUUUUCCUGUGAAUUGUGAAGACUUCAAAUAUCUAAUGCUUUAACAUUUUUUUUGCAGAUUAAUAAGCUUGCUGGAGUAUUGUUAUGGAGCUAGAAUGGGAGUGAAAGGAGUUUUAAUUGUUCACUUCCAAUUAUCUAUUUUGAAGAUAGAAGCAUGGGGGCCUUGGUUUUGAAAUUUUAGGCAUUCAGCUGGUCAUAAGAAACAGGAGUUAAUAUCAGUGUUUGUUUACACAUUUGUUAGCUUUUUUCAAGCAGAGUAUUCCCUCUUUUCUAACAGUAAUAAUGUAAAGAUUGAAGUUCAAAAUGUCUUGUUCUCAUUUUGUUUUAGCUUUUUCCUACAAAUUACUUGAAAUUAGUUCGUGAAUUUUAAUAAAUAUUUUGAUUGUAAUCUAUCACUGGGAUUCUCUAGCUUUUCUUUUGAUUGUCUAAUGCUCCAGCUUGAACUAGGACUGCAAGAGUGCAAUAUGCUUAUGCAAGUAAAAUAUACUUUGUUUAGCAUUAUACGUUGUCAGUAUAAAAGGUCAUGUUUUUCUCUCUUCUGUAAUCUAAGACUCUUACAACUAUUCAUGUGAUGCUUAUUUUUAAAAUUUUGACAUUUUCUCCAGGUUUAAGUUUAUUUUAUCGUACAAGUUCCCCACAGCCAUAAUGAGGCUAGUAAUUCUUGAAGACUAUGAUCAGGCUAGUGAAUGGGCAGCCAAAUACAUCUGUAAUCGUAUUAUCCAGUUCAAGCCAAGUCAAGGAAGAUAUUUCACUCUUGGUCUACCAACAGGGAGUACACCUUUGGGAUGCUACAAAAAGCUGAUAGAAUAUCACAGGAAUGGUGACCUCUCUUUCAAAUAUGUAAAGACUUUCAACAUGGAUGAAUAUGUAGGGCUUCCUAGAAAUCAUCCAGAGAGCUAUCAUUCCUAUAUGUGGAAUAACUUCUUUAAACAUAUUGACAUAGAUCCAAAUAAUGCUCAUAUCCUUGAUGGAAACGCUCCAGACUUACAGGCGGAAUGUGAUGCAUUUGAAAAGAAAAUUGAAGAAGCAGGGGGGAUUGAUCUGUUUGUUGGAGGCAUUGGUCCAGAUGGCCACAUUGCAUUCAAUGAACCCGGAUCAAGUUUGUCUUCAAGAACAAGAUUAAAGACUUUAGCAAUGGACACCAUUUUGGCAAAUGCUAAAUACUUUGAUGGAGACUUAUCUAAAGUACCAACUAUGGCGCUAACAGUUGGUGUGGGUACAGUGAUGGAUGCUAGAGAAGUGAUGAUUCUUAUAACAGGUGCACAUAAGGCUUUUGCACUGUACAAAGCCAUUGAAGAAGGAGUCAACCAUAUGUGGACGGUUUCUGCUUUCCAGCAACACCCUCGUACUAUCUUCGUGUGUGAUGAAGAUGCUACUUUAGAACUAAGAGUUAAAACUGUGAAGUACUUUAAAGGUUUAAUGCAUGUGCACAAUAAGCUUGUGGACCCACUGUACAGUAUGAAAGAAAACUGAAAGAAGAAUUGAAGAGGAACUCCAUGUGGGUCAACAGCAACAGUUUUAGGUAGCAGAUGAGUCUCACUGCUAUGCAAUACGCUGAAAACUGUUUAAAAUGGGGAAUCCUAGGUACUGUAUUUUUUAAAAGGUCCAAUAUCUGUACGUUCACAUUCCAUCUCCAUUUGCUGUGUUGUGCAUUUUGCUUUAACAUUGGAGCUCUGUUGUUGGCUGGUACAUAACUAAGUGGAACAGAACAAGCCUGUGGGAGACUGCACAUUAUGUAGGGGGGGGAAAGCAGAGCACUUACUCUAGCACAGCAAUGUAAUGCAUCUGCCUUGUGUUAGAGAAAAUGGUAUUUUAUUUCCAGGAAUUUGUCAUUUUUGGCUUGAUGAGUAUAACUACAUUUUGCAUUUGUGUCUCUAGGCAGAAUGGUUUUGGCCUUUGUCAAUGCUAUGGACUUGUAAUAGUUGUACAAUUUCUUCUAUGAAAUGUUCUGUUUACAUAUAUCUAAUGUACACCGAGCUUUUGCACUUGGUUGCCUUAAAUUUAUCUUAAACAGUUUUUGGGCAUCUCAAGUCCUGCUGUACAAUUCAGGCAAAUAAAAAUACAGAAACAGUGCCUAAAAAUGUACCAAAUUCUUGAAAGUUGUAACUUACUCCACAGAUAAAAAUAUUAAACUUCUGCCAUAGCACUUUUUCCUCUUGUAUAUUUCAAAUUGCUUUAGGGUUUUUAUAUUUUUGGUAAUUGAGUUUUAUCCAUAAGGAAAAAUCUAAAUGUUCCUUUCUGGAGGUACCUGUUUAACUGUACCAUUGAUGUUACUAUUAAAUGCCUGAAAAGAGGUUAAUUUACAGGAGUAUAAUGUUUGCAAGUUUAAAUGAUCAUGUAUUAAAGUCAACUGUUAAUCACACUGCAAUAGUUACCUCUCAUUGUAUCAUUAUAAACAUGGAGCUGUUACAAGGAAUGUUAUUUCCUACUUUGAAUAUAAGUAAAACUUAAAUAUAAAUCUAUAAUUUCAAAAUUGUUCUGUUUCUAAUAUAAAUUCUGACAUGAAUAACUUUCAGGGAGAGGUUAGGAGGAAGUUA
Egretta garzetta (little egret) is the source of this 3392-nucleotide messenger RNA. It is a transcript of the gene GNPDA2, whose product is annotated as glucosamine-6-phosphate deaminase 2. Gene Ontology annotation, cellular component: cytoplasm. NCBI's taxonomy places the organism in Eukaryota, Metazoa, Chordata, Aves, Pelecaniformes, Ardeidae. The coding region runs from base 1501 to 2328 and encodes 275 amino acids. Gene Ontology annotation, molecular function: identical protein binding; glucosamine-6-phosphate deaminase activity. The record is from RefSeq and is a predicted model, not a curated record. The transcript has 6 exons. Gene Ontology annotation, biological process: D-glucosamine catabolic process; N-acetylneuraminate catabolic process; carbohydrate metabolic process.